This is a messenger RNA of Mercurialis annua (annual mercury), 5810 nucleotides long. Its product is annotated as disease resistance protein RPV1-like. Gene Ontology annotation, biological process: signal transduction; defense response. The transcript has 8 exons. The coding region runs from base 1463 to 4870 and encodes 1135 amino acids. NCBI's taxonomy places the organism in Eukaryota, Viridiplantae, Streptophyta, Magnoliopsida, Malpighiales, Euphorbiaceae. Gene Ontology annotation, molecular function: ADP binding; protein binding. The record is from RefSeq and is a predicted model, not a curated record.
GGGGGUAAUAGAUUUUGGGGUCAUCCAACUUUGUUCAAAUUGUAAAAUGGUUACCUAAUUUUAAUUCAUGAUUACCCUACUAUACUAAAGUGAUAAAUUCCGGUGAUAUUUUUCCUACGUGGUUGCCGGAUGCAAAGUCACGCCUUCCUCCUUCGCCAUAUCAUCCCAGAAAACUCCUAAAAUUCCACGUCAUCGUCCAUGUCAUCAUCUUCUCCCCUAACUUCUUUUAACAUUUUUCAUUAAACAUUAAAUCUGAAAACAAAUUCCAUUAAACCUCAAUUUGGAAAAAAAAUUGCAUCAACCAUCGUUUCUGGUGUUUGGGUAUGAAUCCAGACAAAGAGUUUUCGGUGUUUGGUGAAAUUUUUUUAUGGGUUGUGUUUAUUUUUGGUGUUUAGUGGAAAAUGUUGAAAGAAAUUAGGAAAGAUGACGAUGAUUUGGACGAUGAUGCCGUGCAUUGUAGUAUGACAUGGCAAAGGGGAGGAAUGACUCAGCCGCUGGCAGCCACAUAAAAAAAUAAUGGCCGGAAAGGCGGAAAUCAUUUAGAACCGCCGCAAAGUUAACUUUAGUAUAGUAGAAUAACUAUUUUAUAAGGUUUUGAAUUGGUGACUAUUUUGCAACUUUGGGCAAAAUUUGGGUGACACCCAAGAAUCUAGUACCCAAUACAAAACUAGCCAAAUGCAUUCCAAUUUUUUAAAUAAUUUCUUGAAAUUUACAGGUCAUAUCAUAAGGUGCAAGACAAUGCCGAAACCCUUGUUCAGUUUCCAUGUUAAGACAAUGUAGUUAUGCAGAUGGGAUACAAGCAUGAGUGGAUAAACUUUUGGUCAGUGAAAUCCUAAAUUCUCAAACCAGAACAACUCUGAACGUUAGGAAAGCCCAGGGAGCAUUUUAAAGCAUGGGGCAAAGGAUCAAGCCAUUUGACAUUGUCCCAAGGAGCUGGUUCAAUAGCUUUGUUGACCGCAAGUUUUGCUGAUUAAAGUGGCUCAUCUGUUUUCUCAUAGUCACCGCCAAUCAAUCAAGGUAAUGUUUCUUUAACUUGUGAAUCUCCCCAGCUUAAUUCCGCUGCAAUUGUAAAUUCGCUUUAAUUUAGUACUGCUGUGCUGCAUAUAAUCGUUUCAAUUUGAAAUAUUUAUUACUGUUUUUUUAUCCAUUUCAAGAUUGGAUUUAUUUGAUCUGCCGUUUUAUAUUACAACAACUAAAGUUUUAGAUUUGUAGACUGUAUGUAGAUAGAUCUGGUUCAAUUCAUCAUAUUUUGUUUUUCAUUUGAAGCAUGUCUGAACUGUAUAACGAUUUGUUAAACGUUUUACGCUAUUGAAGGCCUUAAUCCAAUCAUCAUAAAUCAUUACAAAAAAUGCUAUACCAAGCAGAGAAGUAAUUGCCAUUGUUCUGAUUUAUCAAUACAUCUCUGUGCAGAUCAUUUCUUGAAAUUUCUAACAAACAUCAGGUGCUUUGUUAAUUAGCAGACAUGGAAAAGAAAGGAAAUCUUGCAGCAAAUUUAUCGCUGUCAUCUCCUUCUUCUUCUUUUACCCAAAAAUGGAAGUAUGAGGUGUUCUUGAGUUUUAGAGGUGAAGAAACUCGUACUAAGUUUACUAGCCAUUUAUAUGCUGCUCUACGCCGUAAAUCGAUCAACACCUUCAUUGAUAACAAACUUAGGAGAGGAGAUGAAAUCACACCUGCUCUUAUGAAUGUCAUUGAAGAGUCGAACAUUGGAAUCAUCAUUUUCUCAGAUGACUAUGCUUCUUCACCGUUCUGCUUAGAUGAAGUUGCUAAGAUGAUUGAAUGCACCAAAACUCAUGCACAGAUAGUUAUUCCGAUAUUUUACCACAUUGAUCCAUCAGAAGUAGAGAACCAAACUGGGAGUUUUGCCACAGCUUUUGCUAAACAUGAGAUUCACAACUUUGACGAAGUGCAGAGGUGGAAAGCUGCCUUAUCCAAAGCAGCCAGUAUGGCUGGAUGGCACAUCGAUGGUACUAGCCUGGAGUCUGAGAUCGUUGUAAACAUUGCCAAUGAUAUUUUGAAAAAAUUGAAUGCAGCAUGUUCAUGUGAUUUAAACGGCCUUGUGGGUGUAAAACCUCGUAUUAAGCAUAUCGAGGCAUUAUUGCUCAAUGAGUCGCUAGAUAUUCGUAUGCUAGGCAUAUGGGGCAUGGGAGGAAUUGGUAAAACAACCCUUGCUGAAGCUGUUUUCAGUCAAAUUAAAGACCAAUUUGAAGGAUGCUGCUUUCUUCCAAGUGUUAGGAUAAAUUGUGAAAAAGAUGGUGAUUAUAUAAUAAAGCAGCUCCUUUUUCAAAUAUCAGGGGAGAAAGAUGAAUAUAUUAACUCAGUAGAUAUCCGAUACUCUACUUCCAUUGCAAGGAUGCUUAAUAUAAAGGCCUUAGUUGUUGUGGAUGAUGUGAAUAGCACUCAACAGUUGGAAUUCUUUCUACAUAAUCGCCAUGUCUUUGGUAGAGGAAGCAGAAUAAUUGUGACAAGCAGGGAUAAACAUACACUUUCAUGGUGUUGUGUUGAUGAUAUUUACGAAGUUAAUGGAUUAGAUUUCAAGGAGGCUCAGAUGUUCUUUUAUCAGAGUGCCUUUAGGAAAAACUUUCCUGCACAAGAGCAUAGUUUUCUAGCAGAUUUGUUUAUAACCUAUGCAAAUGGUAAUCCUUUGGGUCUUAAAAUCUUGGGUUCUUUGUUAUUUGGCAAGAAUGCAAGAGAAUGGAAAAGUGCAUGGGAUAAACUUCAAAAAUAUCCUACAGAAGGUAUUCAGAAUGUGCUGAAAAUUAGUUAUGACGACCUUGACAAAGAAGAAAGGGAUAUCUUUCUACAUCUUGCAUGUUUCUUUAGAGGUGAGAGAAUGAAUGAGGUUACAAAGAUCCUGAAUGCGUGUGGCUUUAAUACAGACAUUGCUUUAAGUGUUCUUAUUGAUAAGUCGCUUAUAACUAUUAUAGAAACAUACAGCUAUCAUUCAUUAGAAAUGCCUAGCUGCUUAGAAAUGCAUGACUUAUUGCAAGAAAUGGGCAAGGGAAUUGUUCGAGAAGAAUCUAGGGAGCCAGGCAAACGAAGCAGACUAUGGGAUCAUGGCGAAAUUGUUCGGGUGCUAAAAGAAAAUGCUGGAACUGGAGCGAUUGAAGCCAUAUGCCUGGACAUGUCUAAAAUUGAUAAAAUAGACUUAAACCCAUAUGUUUUUAAGAGCAUGUCUAGCCUCAAGUUACUUAAAUUUUAUGAUGGAAGUGAAGAAAAAGCUGGUAAGGUUCACUUUCCACAAGGCCUUGAAUGUCUUCCAUCUGAGCUGCGUUAUCUUUAUUGGCAUGGGUACCCAUUGGAAUCUUUGCCGUCUAAUUUUGAUCCAGCGGAACUUGUGGAGCUCCAUUUGCCUUACAGCAUGAAUAUCAAAAGCUUGCAAAACUUCGAGGUUCCUCAAUCCAGCCGCCUUCUCAAAGUACCAAUGCUAUUAGGAGCUAGGAAUCUUGUUCACAUAAACAUGUAUGGCUGUGCAAGAAUUGAAACUUUUCCUAGUACCAUCGGUUUGAAGUCUCUUGAGACUCUGAAUCUCACGAGAUGCUCAAAACUUGCGACGUUUCCAGAAGUUUCAAGUAAUGUGAAAUCAUUGGAUAUAAGCUAUACCGCAAUAAAAAUUGUUCCAGCAACACUCGGCUCACUUUACAGAUUGGAGGCUUUCAUUUUAAUAAAUUGCAUUAAGCUCAAACACCUGUCAGGCAGCAUCUGUAAGUUGAAAUCUCUUGAGAUGCUUGAACUAUCUGGCUGCUUAAGUCUACAGCAUUUUCCAGAAAUCUCGGAAACCAUGGAACAUUUAAAGUAUCUUUACUUAGAUGGAACAGCAGUUGAAAAGCUACCCUCAUCCAUAGAGAAUCUAAAAAAUCUUCAUUGGCUACGUCUUGAAAACUGUAGAAACCUUAUCCAUCUUCCAAAAAGCCUCCGUAACUCAACAUCUCUUUGUGGCAUUAAUUUAUCUGGUUGCCUGAAGCUUAAGAAGAUGCCAUUAUUAGUUUCUCAUUGUCGAUAUCCGGAUGGAGGUUUUAUAUUAACAUCACUUUCUGAACUGAGCAAACAGGUUAUUGGUUUAGAAGCAACUACAUGUUAUCUAUUUAGACCAGUUGCCGAUGAGAGUAGCUUAUUUUCAAUUGUGUGCUUAGAUUUGAGUGGUAAUAGAUUUGAGAUGCUGCCUUCUAAUAUCAAGAAUCUCUAUGCACUGAGGGAUCUUGACAUAAGUUUCUGUGAUAAGCUUCGUUCAUUGCCAGAUCUUCCCAAGUCUCUUAUUUAUUUAAAUGCUAAUGCAUGUGGAUCAUUGGAAACAUCUGGCAUUGAAAACCUCUUUCAUUGUCAUGGAGAUGGUGUAAUUAGAAAAUUCAUCUUUACUAAUUGCCUGAAAUUGUAUGAGACUCCAUGGGAUAAGUGCAACGCAGGUUUGGACUGGACAAUUGAACUCUCAUCUGCAAUUGCAAUUGCGCCUGGUCACGGAGUGCAGCAACUUUGUAGUGCAAGGAUUAUCAUUGAUUCUGGGAAAAAUAGUCCUGCUCGAAACUUGACGUAUACAAGCAUGGAAAAUUCAAUAAAAAUUCCAUUUUCUAAACAUUCUAAUCAUUGCAGCUUUCAUGACAGUGAGACUGAUCUAUGCUUGGUUAUAAAUUUUCCGGCUUACUCCAUUCUCGAACCUUUUAAAAUUUACGGUGUUGCUAAAAGUAAAAGCCAUUAUUUGCGGAAGUCUAUCGUAAUUUGGUCAGAGCGUAAGGAGAAUCUUUUCUCAGUUAAAGGUUCUAGAGACGCCUCUUUAAAAAUCUUCCUUUCUCCUGAAGAUGUUGAUGGGCUGAUGUUGGGCAGCAAGACUGGAGUACGUCCUCUGUAUUCAUGUCCCUUGCAAUGCACACGUAGAUGAUGUGAUUCAUUAAUGCAUCGAGAUACUGCAAAAACAAGAUCAUGAUCAACGCUCCCGACUGAAUGCCCAAUUUUAGUUCCAAUUUUGAUGGUGGCGUUUUUUUAAUACAUAGCUGCUAAUUAGUUGGCAGGAAAAGUGAGAAAUUUGAGUUUCUCGUCAUCUAGAUCUAGAAGAAUGUUUCAGGCACUAAAAUUUUUAAAGGACACAAGUAGAUGUUCAUUUUUUCUGGUUUUAUGUUAUUAUUCAAUUUUUAUUCAAUACAACUUUUAUGCUCUACAAUCAACAGUUGUCCAUAAUGCUCCUAAUCUGCAUCACUUCUGCCUCCGAAUCAGAACUAAGCAUUACAUCAAUUCGUUCAAGUUGUUUGGUAAGAUUGGGAAUCAUGGUCCUUGAGUUAAGAAUGGAUUGGGUAUUUGUUUUUUCUGUUUGAAAUGGUGAUCUAGGUUGUAUUUGCUGUUGGGAAGUAAACUGGAAGAGGGAAAAUAAGUGUCAAACAGUUUUUAUGAUGCUUUCUUUCUUGUUGUGGAGUUCUUUGCACUGUCUGUCUCGUUUGAAAGUAAAAUUUCAUUUAUUGUGAGUUGUAAUAUUCUUGUCUGCAGAUUAUAGAAAAUAAAAGUAUGACAGAUAAAUUUACGACAUACCAGGUGCUAUAUUACCGGUUUGUUGAAGAUGCAGGCAUCACCAUUAAAGCGGGGUCAGACAGAGAAGUUACUAUAUAUUUACGGGUCUAUAAUGAAAUGUCCGACCGCAAGUAUGCAGAGAGAGUAUCAGAUGAUCGGAGCUUUUCUUACAACAUAUGAAGCUAAACGUGACCUUGAGAUGCCUCUCCGUAACACAAAUUCAGCAGCGUCAUUAUUCUCACUUUUUUUUACUAUGGCUAGCUAGUUUAGAGAAUUUUAAAUAUGCAAAAUAACCAUCAUAUGCUAAUGAUAACUUUAAU